UCCGCCGCCCGCCCGCCAUGUCGGCUCCCGGGACCCUCAGCAAUUACUACGUGGACUCCUUCCUGGUGCCGGAGGGGGACGAGCUGGCGGCGCCCCGCUACGCCCCCGCCCCGCUGGGGCCGCCGCCGCGGCCGGCGGCGCUGGCCGAGCACCCCGAGCUGGCCCCCUGCAGCUUCCAGCCCAAGGCGCCCGUCUUCGGCCCCCCCUGGAGCCCCGCGCACCCCGCCGGCGCCAGCGGCGUCCCCGCCGUCUACCACCCCUACGCGCACCACCAGGCGCCCGUGGCACCGCCCGACGGCAGGUACAUGCGUUCGUGGCUUGAGCCUGUGCCGGGCUCCUUGUCUUUCCCCGGGUUACCUACCGGCAGGCAUUACGGCAUUAAACCUGAACCGCUGGCGGCCAGGAGGGCUGACUGUACCACGUUUGACACUCACACUUUGUCUCUCUCUGAUUAUGCUUGUGGUUCUCCUCCAGUUGAUAGGGAUAAGCAAAGCCACGAAGGCGCAUUCUCUGAAAGCAAUGGAGAAAGUGAGGCAAACGGAGAGAAACCGCAGAUCGAUCCAAAUAAUCCAGCUGCAAACUGGCUCCACGCAAGGUCCACCAGGAAAAAGCGAUGCCCUUACACCAAGCAUCAGACACUGGAACUGGAGAAGGAGUUUCUGUUCAAUAUGUAUCUCACUAGGGACCGUAGAUACGAAGUGGCCAGACUCCUCAAUUUAACAGAGAGACAAGUGAAAAUCUGGUUUCAGAACAGGAGGAUGAAAAUGAAGAAAAUCAACAAAGAUCGAGCGAAGGACGAAUGAUGGCGAAACGUGGGUUAAAAUGAAAACGCGUAAUGUAAAAGGGAAAAAAAAAAGUUAAAACAAACAAAAAAAUCAUCCCCUCGAGCCCUGCCAUGCAAUGCGUCUGGGUCCAGGCCUCAUUUUUUCCCUUGGCAAAUUCUGAUUAUGAUUGUACAAUGAUAGUCACAGAGGCCAGAUUGCCAGGAGAGGUACAGUAAGACUUUUGAUUUUCUAAUAGGAAAGAAAAAGGGGGCAUUAGCACGAAAAGGCUAUUUAACUGGCUUGUAUAAAUCUACCUGUUUCUUCACUUAAGGAAAGAAAAAAAAAAAAAAAGAAAAAGACUACCUUUUCAUAAUGCACAACUAUUUAGGGACUGUAUAGUUUAGUCUACGUAGUUAAUUUUAUUCGCUCUUUGCGUGGCAGAGAGAUCUCUGCUCUAAUACU
This is a messenger RNA of Cinclus cinclus, 1226 nucleotides long. It is a transcript of the gene HOXA9, whose product is annotated as homeobox A9. Gene Ontology annotation, molecular function: DNA-binding transcription factor activity, RNA polymerase II-specific; RNA polymerase II cis-regulatory region sequence-specific DNA binding. Gene Ontology annotation, biological process: regulation of transcription by RNA polymerase II; DNA-templated transcription; anterior/posterior pattern specification. Lineage: Eukaryota; Metazoa; Chordata; Aves; Passeriformes; Cinclidae. Bases 18 to 803 code for a protein of 261 amino acids. The transcript has 2 exons. Gene Ontology annotation, cellular component: nucleus. The record is from RefSeq and is a predicted model, not a curated record.